GGGGCCGUCGCCACGACUUUUCUGCGAGCGCUUCACCGUUGAGCGUCCUGUAUCGCCUCAAUAAUUUGCUGAGCGUUUGGGCAUCGUGAGGAGUCUAUCGCUUCGUUAUUCUGGAGCGACGCGCCUGAUCCGACCACCGAAAAACUCACGGGGCGCAUGUACUCGCAUGUACUCGCUCCUUCCGUCUACUCGAAACGAUAAUCGCAGAAUCUUCGAAGAAAGCCUCGAACCGAGAACAUUUCUCAUAUUUCACCUGCAAUAUAUGCUAUAUACUACUAUACGUAUAUACAAACGGUCCCCGAAAGACCGAACUUUGCCUGUCUCGAUGUUUAUUGAAGCACUUUGCGCUGGAAGAAUCAAUCGCUGGUGUCCUAACCUCCUCCAAAUAUUCAAUAAAGGCUCAGGCGAUCGCCAGAGACUGUAUUGAGCGAGCUAGUGCAAAGGCUGCUCGUUAGUGCUUUGUUACUGCAUUGAGCGUUGCUAUUGUUCGCCUAUCGAAUUCUAUUGUCGGUGGGGAGAUUCUUAUUGUCGCUAGAUAGCUCCAUUGGCGACUGGCAUUUUCAUUGUUGGUUAAAGAUCAAGAGGAUAAAGAUCACGAGCAAUAAUAUGAACUAAAGAGUUUCUCAAAUUCCAACAAAAACAAGACGAUUUUGAACCACAACAAAAUCCUUCCCCCAAAAAUACAUUGCCAUGGCUACAGUAGCCAUUCAGCAGCCCACCCUUCCUCGGUCCCCAAUGAUCCGAAAGCGGACCUUUUCGUCGUCCAGCGACGGGAUGCACUACGGGCCAAGAGUAAGCAAACAACCCAAAACUGCCCGCCGGCAAUCCAGCCCGCAGCGCAGCCCGCAACGCAAACGGAUGCAGCCGGUCCCUGAAGAGAAGAAGAAGCUCGACUCUGCCUUUGUGGGAGGUGCAAAGGUGGACUUGGCAUAUGGCUUCGUUCCACCAACUGCCAGUUACCAUGAUCAACACUCAGCGGCGAAGGAAGCUCAAGCUGGGCUUGAGAAGAAAUGUGCCGAGCGGCAGGCAAUGGCGGCGACAGUGUCCGACGAGUGGAUGGAAAGGAUCUCUAUGAAGCAGCCUGGGCUCGAUAACAUCAAGAUGUCCAGAUGUUAUCGCCACAGCUUGCUGCAGGCCCUGCUACAUAUCCCGAAGCUUGUGAAUUGGCUAUUGGGGUUUCACAAACUCGGCGAAUGCUGCAGUCAGCGCCCAGCGGUUUGCCUCGCGUGCAAGUUGAGAGAUCUUGCUACCAUUUAUUGGGCCCAAAGCUCUUCACGCCAAGAGAUCUAUACGCUCCUAAAGGACAUAGAUCGCACUCUGGCUAUUCGCGGCUGGGCAACAGACAACCCGGAGGAAUAUGGUGACCCCGAUGACCAGUUUACGGCAAUGCUCGAGAUGAUGUCGGAGGACAUGGGGGCGAUGGGCCACACUAGGUUCCAAGCCAUCCAUAGUACUCUGCUCACCUCUAGUAUCCGUUGUUCCUCGUGUGGUCAUACCACCAAUCCUCACCAUUCCGCCGAACGGACUCUCUCGGUGCCUCUCGAAUCCGCCCUCAGUGGGUCUAGCCUCGAGGUCUUUGUUGCCGCUUUCCUUCGCGACAAGAUCUCAGGCUACAGAUGCGAGGGAUGCCAGAAGUCCGUCAACGUGACCCGAGAUGUCAAAAUCGCAUCGCCAGCAGACGUGAUCUCGGUUCAGCUCAAGAGGGCGGGAUGGAAUGGGACUGUCAAGACCAAGGUUGGGAUCACGCGGGUGCUCGACCUGACGAAGCACGCCGUGGAUGGCUCUACCCAACUCCGAUACGAGCUGGUCUCGACGGUGUCUCAUCAGGGGAAUAGCCGGUUCGGGCACUAUAUCGCCCACGCUGUUGGUCCUGAUGGGAAGUGGACGGAGUUUAACGACGAGUGUACCCGCAAAGUGAGUUCGAAGGCUGUGCUUAUGCCGGCAGGCUUCAAACCCGUUUUAUUAUACUACAAGCGGGUGUAGGAUUUUGAACUCGUUCAGUUUUGAUGAUGGCCGGCGUUCUGUUUACGGUGUUUAGGGGUGGCUUGGUUGUUUGAUAGAUUAUGGUGGUUUUGUUUUGGGCCUUUCGAUGGAAUCGGCCAUUCAUGUACAUAUGGGAGACGCUAUUAGGAAGCGCGGUCUGUGGAGGCAUAGCGACGGAGUUUCAUCGAGUUACGAAUAUCAAAAUCGAGGCCUAGUCAACGUACCUGGCCCAUCUGAUAG
Molecule: messenger RNA, 2223 nt
Organism: Pseudogymnoascus destructans
Lineage: Eukaryota; Fungi; Ascomycota; Leotiomycetes; Thelebolales; Thelebolaceae
Exons: 5
Coding region: 691-1983 (430 amino acids)
Biological process (GO): protein deubiquitination
Cellular component (GO): cytosol; nucleus
Molecular function (GO): cysteine-type deubiquitinase activity; cysteine-type endopeptidase activity
Source: RefSeq, a predicted model, not a curated record